Recurvomyces mirabilis is the source of this 1221-nucleotide messenger RNA. RefSeq lists its product as uncharacterized. Gene Ontology annotation, biological process: transmembrane transport. The transcript is spliced from 2 exons. Bases 1 to 1221 code for a protein of 406 amino acids. Gene Ontology annotation, cellular component: endoplasmic reticulum. The record is from RefSeq and is a predicted model, not a curated record. Lineage: Eukaryota; Fungi; Ascomycota; Dothideomycetes; Mycosphaerellales; Teratosphaeriaceae.
AUGAGAUACUCCACGUCUUCCAUCGCGGCCACGGCCCUGCUACUCUCCACAGCGUGUGCGACUCUCGUACCAGCCAAGGUACAAGAAAGAGCUAUCGAAUGGGUGGUCAAGCCUAAAAUGUUCAUCAUCAGUAUGUUCGAGCCUGAGGGAGACGCAUGGUAUGGCAUUUCGGACUUCGAUGUCCUGGCCAUGAACAUCACCGUGCCUGGCUUCUCCCCAGAGUACCCGGACGCACAUUGCACUGCCGAUGGAGACGUCUGCCAGCUCACGACUGGAGAAUCCGAGAUCAAUGCCGCUACGACGAUUGCUUCGCUCGUGCGCUAUCCUCGAUUCGACCUUACCAGCACUUAUUUCAUGGUUGCUGGUAUUGCUGGCGUCAACCCGGAAGUUGCCACAAUCUGUGGUGUUACCUUCGCCCGCUAUGCCGUGCAAGUUGCUUUGCAAUACGAGUUUUCUCAAUUCGAGAUCCCGACGAACUUCACCAGCGGAUAUAUUCCUCUUGGCUCGCACUCCGCUGAUGAAUAUCCCACUUCGAUCUACGGCACCGAAGUGUUCGAGCUCAAUCAGAACUUGCAGAAAGUCGCAGCCAACUUUGCUCGCAAGGCGACACUGAACGACAGCGAUGACGCUAUCACCUACCGAGCGAACUAUGCUUCCACUCCUGCCUACACCGCCGGUGCUCAGCCACCAUCAGUUAUCGAGUGUGAUGUAGCAACCAGUGACGUCUACUACUCUGGCUCCAUUCUUGGCACAGCGUUUGGCAACUACACAACUCUGGUCACUAACGGCACAGGCGUCUACUGCACCACUGCCCAGGAGGACAAUGCUACUCUCGAAGCCCUCCUUAGAGCUGCCGUAAACAGACUUGUCGACUUUAGCCGAAUCAUCGUCAUGAGGACCGCCAGCGAUUUUGACCGGCCAUGGACUGGCGAGGCAGCCACGACGAACCUGUGGUGGGCUGAACAGGGCGCAUUCGAGCCUUCGAUUGCGAACAUCUACUUGGCUGGUGUAGAAGUUGUUAAUGGGAUCUUGGAUGGUUGGAAUGGGACCUACGCUGCUGGUGUCAAUGCCACGAAUUAUAUUGGUGACAUUUUCGGCACUCUUGGAGGCGAUCCAGACUUCGGACCAUAUACUUACAACAACAAUCCGGUGAAGAGGGAUAUCAGGGCGAAGAGGGAUAUCAGGGUGAAGAGGAAUACCCCGAUCAAGAUCAUGAAGUGA